Molecule: messenger RNA, 2133 nt
Organism: Symbiodinium sp. CCMP2592
Lineage: Eukaryota; Dinophyceae; Suessiales; Symbiodiniaceae
Source: the annotation of a GenBank genome assembly
AUGCCACGCACUGAGGGACGUGACCCCAACAGGACCACGGAGAGAGGGAGGACGAGAGACAGAAGCCGAGGGCACGAGCGGGUACCACCAGGGGAAAGCACACAGCUACCGAGGGUCGGGGCUUCCACCGCUAGCCAUCAUCAUGUCUUAGAGACACGCAGAGAGCGGGAUGAGCGUGGGCAUGAGGCAACGAGGACCCCUAGCUCCGACCAUGGAACCAGGAAAUCUCUUGACCUGAAGAAAAUCAAGCUGGAAGCCAAGGAACAAGCCGAUACACAACCUGAUUCGGAUAUGGCCGACCUAGCAGCUCCGGUGUCUAACGAACCCAAUCCUUUCCUCAGGAUCGAUCAUAGUUCCGUUUUCAAACCACAUGAGGUGUACGACCUCACGUCGGGGGACCCUGUGGAUGACGAUGAUGAGCUGAACACUAGCAAACCCCCCGAAACUAAACAGGGUUCUGGAUCAGGCUCUGAGGGAGGUGCUGAUAGUCGACCCUUCGCUGCCCUUACCCACAACUCUGCUGCCACUGCACCCCAACCUCAAUGGCUACAAGGGCUCAUGGACAGCCUACAAGGACUUCACAUGAAGACCGACCAGACUCACAAGUACUGCCUAGACCUAGGCGCUGUAGUAGGACAGCACGAUGUUAGAAUCCAACAGCUCGAAACGGUCGCCAAGGAUCACACAGAGCAACAAGAUGCCACCCUUGUCAGGCUGAGCGCCUUGGAGAAGGCAGUCGGAGACCUGGAGCGCCGAUCCCGCUCGAUCACCCCCAGCAGAGCACCCGACACUCCUAGAGGGUCCAGAACAGGCAACGUGAGCCCACGCAGCCCCCGAGGAGGGCCUCCUUCGGACGCCUUCCGAGACCCAGCCCAGGACUUAGGACUAGUGAUCGGAGGAUGGACGGAUGCGAGGGUCGCUGAAGCCGAGACAGAAGUCCAGAAUAUGUUCACGCAGGCGGGCUUUGCAGGGGCCGUCCUGGACUUUUCGGGACCUUCGGGCCGCACGAAUUUUUUGAGGGUGUCUUUGGAUUACGAGGGGGCAGGGAUUACAGAAUUGGGCAAGAAGCGCCUGUACCAGACGCAGGUCAUCAACAAGCUGAAGGCACUCAAGGCCAAAAGCGGCAUAGUGGGACAGGAAAACAGCCUGUUGUGGAUUCAGAGAGACAGGUCGGUAGAGGAGAGGCUUAGGAUCCGCGCAAUCGUCCUAGCUAAGAACUUCUACAAUGCCAUUCCUCUCCUUAACAGCACAGACACUCACUGGCCCGACCCAGAGAUCGUAUGGAGGGGGCAACUUUUCGUAGGGCAAACCAGAACCCUCAAGAACAUGGACGACGGACAUGAACCAGCAGCAUACGACCAGAUUAUAGAAGACGUGAAAGGCAACCAUACAGUCUGGUUCCUCAGUGCCGAAUCUUUCGCGAAAAUUACAGGACGUGACAAGGAGUCUCUCCAGCAGAUGUGGCAGGAUUUCGGUCCAGCCGCCAACCCCAUGGGCAAAGGACUAGAUGACCUUGCCCGCACUUGGGACGUUCUUGGUUUUCAGGGCACCCACAUAAUUGGCUUGCAAGAAGUAGAGGAGCUCCUCCAGUUUUGUGACCGUCGACGGUAUCACGACACCAUUUGCUUGUGUUGUGAUCUCAACUACGACGUCUUGGACAUUGUUAAUGUGGACGAAAGAGGGAUUCCUCUAGGACAACUGUUGGGCAGUUUGAACCUUCAGCACACCAGACCAUCGAUGUCCACCUGGAAGAACACCACGGGGUCCUCAUCCAGGAUCGACUUCAUCCUUUUUGCCAUGCCUUCUUUGGAACACGGGGAUGACAGAGUAGAGGAAGGGUCGGACGAUGUCAUAGGGUCCGACCAUUGUGCGGUCAGCGUUGAUCUUCGAUCAACCCUUGCUGGCGGCCGCUCGUCCUUCCGACCGUCCAAGUGCGGCAAAUGGUGGACAGACGGGCCAAAGUUGCAGACUAAGCUGGCCGAGCGCCUAGAGCUCCAAGCGCAGGACCUCAGCAUGCAAGACCUCGAACAGAUCUGCAGCACAGCUUCUAAGCGAGUGACCAGCUGUCGAUACGUUGACUCUGCUGCCAUCUACCUAUGGCGAUCUUCCAUCACCGCGCGGGGCCCAUCAUGA